UUCAGUAAUCAGCAGUUAAUCCACAGUAGCUUUUGAUAUUCUUUCAGUGACAUUUGUGAUUCUCUCUCAUCUUCCUCGAUAUUAUCAUCUUCAUUUACUCUUAAUCUUAAUCAGUUGUUACAUUUUCUCUUCUUCUAAUUAACUGAAAGUUAAUCAAUUCCAUCACCAACAUCAUCAUAAUCUCUCUCCUCCUCUUCCACCACCGAGGGAUUUUCGGGUCUUGUCCAACAACUUGCAACCUUGUUUUCUAAUCAAGAUUCUUAGAAUAAAGAAGAGACCAGUUUCCAUCUUCAUCUUUUCAUCUUCUCUUCAUUUUUACCAAACCUUUUUUCUCUCUCUCAUCUCUUUCUAAAGAAAAAGAAGAUAAACUCUUCUCUUUUUCCUCUUUCUUUUUCAUCUGGUCUUCUCUCUCUCUCUUUCUCUUCAUCUUUUUCAGGGAACACCACCAAUAGUAACUGGUCAGGUUCCAUUACCAAUUAUUGCCUAUUUUUCUCACCCCAACUUGUUGAAUUCUAUCCAAUAUUCUAUCAGUUAAUUAGUUAUUCUUGUGAUUUAUCAACAAUUUAUUAAUCAUCUUUAUCUUAAUUUUGGUUAAUCAACUUUGUCACCUUUCGGUUUUCUAAUUUCUAAUUUGUUUCUCUUUCGCCUUUGGCUCCAACUUGAAGUCAAAGCCGAUGAUUUGAAGGUUAAUAUUGUGACUCUAAACUCUCUUCAUUUGGUUAAUUUCUAAUUCUUAACCCGGUCUUUAAUUCUGUUUCUGGUUGAUUUCUGGUUAAUCGCUGGUUCUUCUGGUGCCGAUUCCCUUUCUCCAUUUUGGUUGACCCGUUUUUUUAUUUCUCUCUUUUUGUUUUCUCUCUUAUAUUUUGUUGUUUUUCUCAAUUGGAAAAGUUAAUAUUAUGACUAUGGAUAAGGAUUCAAGAUUCGCCGCCAAUAGUGAUACCACCAUGUGGAAUAACGAUGGACCGACUGUACCAGGAAUUAUCCCGUUCGUGUUUUUCUUGGUCCUUACGGUUACAAUUCUAUUGUAUUUGUACAAAGUAUUGAAAAAAUACUAUGACAAACAAGCUAAAAGUGAUACUUAUGUUUUUGUGGAUCAUGAAUCAGAUGACACAGCUCGCCUAAAGAAGGUCGCUUAUGACGAUGAGAUUGCCAACAGUCCAACAUUGAAUUCACUUAAACACACAUCUGAUGGCCGAGGAUCAACAGGUGAUAAUGAGCCUAAUCGAUUGGGCGGUGGUGAGGUUAGAGUUGAAGUCGCCAAUGCUCCUGAAGGGGAUCUCAUGCAGGUUGAUGGAGCUUCACCUAGUGCACCCGAAGGCCCAGUUGAUUUCAGUGAUAACAUGAACGGAACUGAAACAUUACCUUUGAACAAAAAGAAAACAAAACUCACCGAAUCCAAUGUGUAAAAACAAAGCCCACGGACAAAUGUUUACGAAUACACAAUGAACCCGCUUUCCAAUUGGCAUUUAUUUAUCGACCAAUCAUUUAUUAUCUAUGCAAUUUUGUCUAUCAUCUUUUUUCUCGGAUCAAAUGGUUUCUUUUCUUGUCAAACUUUUACAUAUACACACGAGAUAUUUAAUCUUAAUCUCCUUAAUUUUUUGUCCUUCGCCGACUGCUAAAUCCACAGCCACUUUCUCCAGAUCAAAGUAAUUCAUCAUAUUUCAAAAAUGUUCCAUCAGUCAUCUUUAAUUAUCGUAUUCUCUUACCAAACUGAGGCAAUUUUUUCAUUCUAUUCAUUCACAUAAUCAACUUUCUACUCCACAAAUAUUACAUUUUGUUUUCCAUCUGGGGAUUAUCAUCAUCACCCUACUAUCCAACAAGAUUAACAUCGACAAUUAAAUCAACUAUCAUAUUAUAUAUUUACCAACGAGAGCUAAAAAUUAGCUUAAUUUUCUAGGUUAAUAGACAAGUUUUACAUUUAUUCUGAUUCUCGAUUUGAAUGGAGAACGAAUUUUUUUUUAUUGUAAAAGCAACACGCUGAUGGUAAUUAAGAAAUUUCUUGAUUACUCUUGGAAUCUCUGGUGCUGAUAGUAAACAGGAUCAUCAUUUCUACUAAAUCAUCUCAUCGUUUUUUUCUCAAACAAUUAUCUUUAUGGAAGAAGAAAAUUAUCUUAAUCAUAACAAGAAGAUGUCAACAGAGAGAAAUAUUAAUUUUUCCAAAUGGAUUCUCAUCAACAAAAGACUUAAUUGUUGCAGUUUAAUCAUUGACUUAUUGGAUAAAAGAGCAUCUUUCAAAAAUGAAUUUACUAAUUAUUAUUAACCUUUUUGUUUCUGUGCAACUACAAAUUGUCACUUCCAGAAUGAUAAAUUCAUGUUAAUAAUCAACACACAAUCAUGAUUGUAUCAAGAAAACUUUGUCUAGAUUAAUAUCAUGACUAUUAUUGUAAACAACAACAACGAAAACUAAUCAUUCAUUAUAAUCACCAUCAGAUUAAAAGCAAGAUUAUGUAUUAGA
This is a messenger RNA of Panonychus citri (citrus red mite), 2455 nucleotides long. RefSeq lists its product as uncharacterized. Lineage: Eukaryota; Metazoa; Arthropoda; Arachnida; Trombidiformes; Tetranychidae. The record is from RefSeq and is a predicted model, not a curated record. The coding region runs from base 897 to 1406 and encodes 169 amino acids. The transcript is spliced from 2 exons.